CACCACGACCAGCAAGACGACGCAGCUCGCACGCUCAAGGUUCUGCCUCGCUCAAGCACAGCAGGCCACUCCGAUCCACGAUGGCGUCCUCCGCGCCCGCCGCGUCCGAGCGCACGCCGCUGCUGGCCCCGCAGGCAGCACGCGCCUCGGCCGACUCCUCGUCCGAGGCAGUCAGUCCAGGCGGAUCCACAACGGCAGAGCCGGCGCCAGCAGAUGCCGAAGCCGAGCACGAGGCCUUCGAGCGUGCAAAGGAAGCACUGCCAUUGUCCAUCCUUGUACCCUCGAUCCUCUCGCUCUUCACCGUCCUCUUCCUCGCAGCGCUGGACGGCACCUUGACCGUCACGCUCGUCAGCUCCAUCUCGUCGUCCUUCAGCGCCGCCGAGCUGCUGCCCUGGCUGGGCCUCUCGUACAUGCUCUCCACCUGCGUCUUCUCGCCCAUCUACGGCAAGCUUUCGGACGUUGUCGGACGCAAGCCCGCCAUCCUGACUGCCUUGGUCCUCUUCAUGCUCGGCACAGGCCUCUGCUCAACCGCCACGUCGAUGGCGUACCUCAUCGCCGCACGCGCCGUGGCCGGCAUGGGCGGCGGUGGGCUGUUGACGUGCACGAGCAUCAUCCUCACCGAUCUGCUGCCGCUGCGCAAGCGCGGCCUCUUCCAAGGCCUCACGCAGAUCAUCUUCUCGAUCGGCUCGGCCCUCGGCGGUCCCGUGGGCGGCUUCUUGACCGAGGCGCUCGGCUGGCGCGCUGCGUUCGGCGUGCAGGUGCCGCUCUUGGGUCUCUCGACGCUGGCGAUCGUCAUCUUCCUGCGUCUGCCUCCACACCCCUCAUCGUCGGGUCCAACGUCGACCGCCGGCUUCUCCUCGCGCGCCAUGACGCUCCUCGGACGCAUGGACCUACUUGGCUCCCUCUUUCUCGUCACGAGUCUGCUCUCGCUGCUCUUUGGCCUCUCGCUGCUCUCUGCCUCGCGCUUGCCCUUCUCGCACCCGGCAGUGUACAGCUGCCUGCUCGCCUUCCCGCUGCUCGCUGCGGCUUUCGUCUACGUCGAGUCGAUCGUCAAGGAGCCCGUGUUGCCGCUGCGCCUUCUACGCCAGCGCACCACGGUCUGUGCUUCGCUGUUCUACUUGCUCUCCUCGGCGGCGAUCACUGGCUUGUUCUUCCACCUGCCGCUCUACUUCGAGGCGGUGCUGCUGCAGUCCCCGCGCCAAGCCGGCCUGCACUUCAUUCCACUGUCCGUCUUCACGUCUCUCGGCUCCGUCGGUGCCGGACUGUACAUGAAGUGGUCAGGCAGAUACUGGUGGCUCCUGCUCGCCUGCAACGUGGCGACGGUGACGAGCACGGCGUACCUGGCGACGUGGAACGAACGUACGUCGGACAUCGGCACGUGGCUCGGAAUUACUCCCUGUGGAGGAGGAGCGGGCGCUUAUACCAUCAUGCUCGUCGCGGUCAUCUCGUCGCUGGGACGCGCGGACCAGGCAGCCGCCAAUGGCCUCAUCUACCUCAUGCGCGGUCUCGGCCAGGUCGUCGGCCUCUCGCUGCUCGGCGCGCUCUUCCAAGAGCUGCUGGCUACCCAGCUCAACGCACGCAUCACUGGUCCGCACGCCCGCGAGACCAUCGAGCGCCUGCGGCAUGACACGACGUACAUCCUGCGCCUGGGCGACAAGCUGCAGAAGGAAGCGACAGCAUCGUACGCCUUUGCGUUCCGAGGCAUGAUGCUCGCAGUGACGGUGCUGUCUGUGCUGUGCAUCCUGCUCGGCAUGGGCGUGCGUGAGCACUCGCUCGGCGGCGAGAAGAAGGCGGACGAGGAGGGCGCGCCGGCUGGUCCGGCGGCGGCGGCCUCGCAAGAAGAGCGCGCAUAGAUGCUGUGGCCUCGCUUGUCUAUCAGAACGACCCGAAUGAUAGAUUGUGAUGAUGAC
This is a messenger RNA of Tilletiopsis washingtonensis, 1910 nucleotides long. RefSeq names its product MFS general substrate transporter. NCBI's taxonomy places the organism in Eukaryota, Fungi, Basidiomycota, Exobasidiomycetes, Entylomatales. Gene Ontology annotation, cellular component: fungal-type vacuole membrane. Bases 81 to 1853 code for a protein of 590 amino acids. The transcript has 9 exons. Gene Ontology annotation, biological process: basic amino acid transport; transmembrane transport. The record is from RefSeq and is a predicted model, not a curated record. Gene Ontology annotation, molecular function: basic amino acid transmembrane transporter activity.